This is a messenger RNA of Eutrema salsugineum, 557 nucleotides long. RefSeq names its product photosystem II 5 kDa protein, chloroplastic. Lineage: Eukaryota; Viridiplantae; Streptophyta; Magnoliopsida; Brassicales; Brassicaceae. The transcript has a single exon. The record is from RefSeq and is a predicted model, not a curated record. The coding region runs from base 104 to 424 and encodes 106 amino acids.
UCCCCAACUUUUUUAAACACAAUCAUCACAAAUUUCAUCAGAUAAGCAAAGAACAGAGAGACAGAUUAAGAUACCACACGUGGGAAUCAACUUACCAUUUGCAAUGGCGUCGAUGACCAUGACAUCUUCAUUUCUCCCGGCCGUCUCAAAACUUCCCACAGCCAUCACCGGCAGCAACAGACGAAGCCUCACGGUGGUCAAAGCGUCCACGAGCGAGAACACCACCAGCUUGGAGAACAGGAAGCAAGAACAGAGCAUGAAGAUGAGGAGGGACAUGGUUUUCACGGCUGCAGCUGCGGCUGUCUGCUCCUUAGCCAAGGCGGCAAUGGCCGACGAAGAGCCCAAGAGAGGAACAGAAGCAGCCAAGAAGAAGUAUGCUCCUGUUUGUGUCACAAUGCCUACGGCCAAGAUAUGCCGUAACUGAGUUCACUAGUCAACCAACAAAAACUAUAUAUCCACCCCCAUGUGUCUCUCUUUUGUGUGUAAAUUUUUCUCAGUUGGUAUGUAAUGAUCAUAUUUGAUAAAAUCUACAAAAACCCUUUGCUAAUGUUCUCGAA